UAUAAAAUGACUAAACUUUAAUGUUUCAGUUUAGUUUCUUAUCAAAGGGAUAAAAUUAUAAACAUAUAGAAACAAUUAUUUAUGUCUGGAUUUAUUUCAGUAACUUGUUAUAAAACAGUAACUUCUCUUUAAUCAUAUUCUAACUUUCUCCUCUCCUCCAUCCAGCUGGUCCUGACUCUCUCAUCAUAUCCAUAGACUUUGGUUCAGGAUUCAGUGGCUACGCCUUCAAUGUUAAACCCAGACAGGAAGGAGGAGAGACCCAGAUAAAGAGAUGGAGUGAUGGACUUGGACUAGACACCCCAAAGACUCCAACCUGCAUCCUGUUUGAUGAACAUGGAGAAUUUAUGAAGUUUGGUUAUGAAGCUAAAACAGCAUUUAAUAAUAUGAGAGGAGGAGAAGCUGAGAAACAUUAUUUCUUUGAAGACAUCAAGAGGUGGAUCCGUUUCAUAGACGACUGGUCAGAGAGAAUCAGAGCAGCCAACAGGAAGUUGAUGUCGACCCAGAAGGUUUUUACAGAAGUUCUGAGGUUCCUGAAGGACGAUGCUCUGAAAACCAUCAAAGAUCCAGAAGGAGGAGAGUUCACAGCAUCUGACUUCACCUGGGUGCUGACUGUUCCUAAAAGCUUGACGGAUUUUCGUAAACAGUUCAUAAUAGAAUCUGCAGUUCAGGCUGGUCUUGUAACAGACGCCACUAAAGACAAACUGAUGUUUGUUCUGGAGUCAGAAGCAGCUUUGACCUGGUGUUUGAAGCUUCAACCUGAUGGUUUCAUCACACAGAACCACAGCAGAGACUCACAGGAUCAACCUGCAGGAGCAGCAGAACCUGAUACCAGCUGGAACGGUACUGAGUGGAUCUGUAACGUCUGGCAGACAAACAUUAACAGGUUUUAGUCUGUUUGUAGGAUAUGUGUGAUAUAUGAAUGGAUUCUCUAGAUGAUCCGUUUGGACUAAUUGAAUUGAAGCAAGUCAUGUAAAAGUAUUUGAUUAUUGAGAACAGGGACAAAAUGGGUUUAACUUUCCCCAUUUUUUUAUUAUUCCUCAAGCUUAUGUAUUCAAAUAUGACAAAUAAUGUUUUGGGAAUGUAAAGACGCUAAGGUGCAGGCUCCCAGUUGCAACAUUUAUUUUGAAAAUUAAAUUUUUAAUGGACCUGAUCCAGAACGUUCUCAUCACCAUCUGACAAAAAUAAAUAUAAAAUUAUUUCAAUGACUCUAUU
Molecule: messenger RNA, 1212 nt
Organism: Poecilia latipinna (sailfin molly)
Lineage: Eukaryota; Metazoa; Chordata; Actinopteri; Cyprinodontiformes; Poeciliidae
Product: heat shock 70 kDa protein 12A-like
Exons: 3
Coding region: 345-890 (181 amino acids)
Source: RefSeq, a predicted model, not a curated record